AUUUUAAUUGAUUUACCUUUUUCGUGGUACGAAGUUCUAGUACUAGUGAAAAACCAAGCAAAACACCCAAUCCCCAAUGUCCAGAUUCCUCAUUCACCCUCACCCAUUCGCAGCAGCUCUCUUUGGUUUUUGAGCACAGCCACUCACCACUCGCAAUCUCAGAAACCCAUAUCCUAAAACCAAGAGCAGACAUCCAAAAAACAAACGAAUCAAUCAUGAAAAGGGAACACCCAAAUCUCCAUCCUCGGUUAGACCCAGCUUCUGCUGGCAGCUCUUCUUCUGGCUAUUCUACCAUGCCAUCUGUUAAUACCAAUACUAAUGAUGACACUUCUUGCAAAGCCAAGAUGUGGGAAGACGAUGCUCAAGCUGAUGGUGGGAUGGAUGAGCUUUUGGCUGUUUUGGGUUACAAGGUAAGGUCAUCUGACAUGGUUGAGGUCGCCCAGAAGCUUGAACAGCUACAAGAAGUUAUGGGUCAUGUACAAGAAGAUGGUAUUUCUCAUCUUGCUUGUGAAACUGUCCAUUAUAAUCCCUCCGAUCUAUCCACUUGGCUAGAAAGUAUGCUCUCAGAGCUCAACCCAAAUCCCAAUUUUGAUUCUGUUGUUAUGCCUGCACAGCCUUCUAUAGAUGAUUCAUUUUUCACUCAUCCUGAAUCUUCCACCAUCACCUCUAUUGAUUUCGCCGACCAUACCCAUCAACGUCACCAAGAGCAGCGGAAAACAAACAAGCACAGUCGAGAUGUGGUGUUUGAAGACUCUUCAUCUUCUGAUUACGAUCUCAAAGCUAUUCCUGGUAAGUCCGUAUUUGCCCAACCUCAUCAAAUUGAUUCCUCCUCUUCGUCGUCUCGAGAUCCCAAGCGUUUGAAAUCCGCAACCACAGACCACCUAUACCCAGCAGCAGCAGCAGCAUCGUCGUCAUCUACUAUUGGUGCUGGUGCUGCUGGUUCCUUUGGUGUUUCAACUGAGUCAACUCGUCCUGUAGUCCUGGUUGACUCACAAGAGAACGGAAUCCGACUAGUUCAUCUCCUAAUGGCCUGUGCCGAAGCCGUCCAAGAAAAUAAUCUAACUGUCGCGGAAGCCCUCGUCAAGCAAAUCGGUUUCCUGGCCAUCUCUCAAGCCGGAGCUAUGCGUAAAGUCGCCACCUACUUCGCCGAGGCCUUAGCUCGCAGAAUUUACAGACUCUAUCCUCAAAGUCCCAUGGACCAUUCUCUCUCGGAUAUUCUACAGAUGCACUUUUACGAAACCUGUCCUUAUCUCAAAUUCGCUCACUUCACAGCAAAUCAAGCAAUUCUUGAGGCCUUUGAAGGGAAAAAACGAGUGCACGUUAUCGACUUUUCCAUGAAUCAAGGGAUGCAGUGGCCUGCCUUGUUGCAAGCUCUCGCGCUCAGACCUGGUGGUCCGCCGGCUUUUCGCUUAACGGGGAUUGGACCGCCGUCUCAUGAUAACUCUGAUCAUCUUCAAGAAGUGGGCUGGAAAUUAGCUCAGUUGGCAGAGACUAUUCAUGUUGAGUUUGAGUAUCGGGGAUUUGUAGCUAAUAGCCUAGCUGAUCUCGACGCUUCUAUGCUUGAACUCAGACCCAGUGAGUUUGAGUCCGUCGCCGUUAACUCUGUUUUCGAGUUGCAUAAACUGUUAGCGAGGCCAGGCGCCAUUGAAAAGGUCCUUUCGGUGGUGAAACAGAUGAAACCGGAGAUUGUUACCAUUGUUGAGCAAGAAGCGAACCAUAAUGAUUCGGUUUUCUUGGACCGCUUCACUGAAUCAUUGCAUUACUACUCGACUCUGUUUGACUCGUUGGAGGGAUCGGUGAGUACCCAAGAUAAGGUGAUGUCAGAGGUAUAUUUAGGGAAGCAGAUUUGCAAUAUUGUGGCAUGUGAAGGACCGGACCGAAUCGAAAGACACGAGACUCUGACUCAGUGGCGAACUCGUCUGGGGUCCUCCGGAUUUGUUCCCGUUCAUCUCGGGUCAAACGCCUUCAAACAAGCAAGCAUGUUACUAGCCCUAUUUGCUGGUGGAGAUGGGUAUAGAGUGGAAGAGAACAACGGGUGUUUGAUGCUGGGAUGGCAUACUAGGCCGCUGAUUGCAACCUCAGCCUGGAGGCUGGCCAACAAACAAGUAGUAGCUCACUGAGUCAUAACUCAAAACUCGUUCUCAACUCAGGCAAGAUUGAGAUGAUGACCAAUUCAAGUUCACCAAACCCUAGUGAGAGAGUGUGGUAAUGUGAAUUGCUGAGCUGGUAAUGGGUAAAAAAAAAAAACUGAGACCCACCACUCAUCGUGUGUCUCCACAGUGUCUUCACAUUUGUUUUUCUCUCUCGCUCGUACCCUUUUCAUUUUCACUUGCCUUUUUGUUUAGUGUUUUUUUUUUUUUUGGUGAAAUCUGUUUGGUAUUUUUCAGGGCUGUGUAUUUUUAUAUGAAUAUAUUUGGUGGUAAUAACUAAUAAAGGAUGGAACUUGAAAUCCUUUUGAGCAAA
Molecule: messenger RNA, 2463 nt
Organism: Hevea brasiliensis (rubber tree)
Lineage: Eukaryota; Viridiplantae; Streptophyta; Magnoliopsida; Malpighiales; Euphorbiaceae
Product: DELLA protein GAIP-B
Exons: 1
Coding region: 216-2120 (634 amino acids)
Biological process (GO): hyperosmotic salinity response; response to ethylene; negative regulation of seed germination
Cellular component (GO): nucleus
Molecular function (GO): sequence-specific DNA binding; DNA-binding transcription factor activity
Source: RefSeq, a predicted model, not a curated record